AUGGCUCAACAGUUCAACCGACAUUUAAUUAACGCUUUUGUCAUUUUCAUGAUGUAUCUGAAUAAAGGGCUCAGCAAAUCGUUCCAGAGCUUGUCUGAGGAACAGUUCCUUUUGGAGCUGAGUGAGGAUCGAGCAACGAUGGAUGAUCGACGGCCAACCCGGCGACCAUCGUCACAACACCGGAGUCGGCCACCGUACCUCGGUAUCUACGGUAGUUCCGGCAAAAUCAGCCAACAGUUUCAUCCCAGCGCAGCGGAGAUGAGCGAGAACGAAAGUUACGACUCGGACGAGAGCAAUCGGUUAAGGACACCGCUCGACCGAGGUCCACACUUUGAUCUGUCCGCUUCGAAGAACAUUACGGCGCUCGUCGGCAAGACGGCGUACCUCAAUUGUCGCGUCAAAAAUCUGGGCAACAAAACGGUUUCAUGGGUGAGGCAUCGUGAUAUCCAUCUAUUGACCGUUGGUAGAUUCACAUACACAUCCGAUCAGCGGUUCCAGGCGGUACAUAAUCCCGUGCACGAUGACUGGUCGCUUCAGAUUCGAUAUCCUCAGAAGCGAGAUACGGGAAUGUACGAAUGCCAGAUUUCCACGACACCUCCGGUCGGCCGCUUGAUGUACCUCUCUGUUGUUGAACCCAUCACCACGAUCGUCGGCGUUCCGGAUCUGUACAUCAACACUGGUUCAACUGUAAACUUGACCUGUAUAGUACGAAACUCACCCGAACCACCAUCAACCAUCAUCUGGACGCACAACAAUCAGGAUAUCAACUAUGACUCCCCAAGGGGUGGUGUGUCCGUCAUCACGGAAAAGGGUGAGACGACCAUCUCUUAUUUGCUCAUUCAACGCGCUUGGACGACCGACACGGGCAAGUACGUUUGCUCACCGUCGAACGCGGAUCCUGUUACCAUCAAUGUGCACAUUUUAAAUGGUGAACACCCUGCUGCUAUGCAGCACGACGGCCAACGGCGGAUAGGUGAUUCCAUCAAUAUGUUCAUCAUCUGCUUAAUCAGCGUUUUCCUCGGAUACCGAUGA
Anopheles aquasalis is the source of this 1032-nucleotide messenger RNA. RefSeq names its product zwei Ig domain protein zig-8-like. Gene Ontology annotation, biological process: synapse organization. Lineage: Eukaryota; Metazoa; Arthropoda; Insecta; Diptera; Culicidae. Gene Ontology annotation, cellular component: neuron projection membrane. The record is from RefSeq and is a predicted model, not a curated record.